GUGUGACCAGAAGCCAAAGUCCUUUGGGAUAAACAUUUCUCCUAAAAAUGAAGGACUGAGGAUCAAAGAUAGAAGGAAGUGAUAGGUGAGUAUGAGUAUCAGGUUUGUGGAUCCUGGAGACUAGAAGAAGCGUAGCAGGGUACACGGAAAGGCCAGCUGGUCAGGCUGCUGGGGUCUUACCUCAGCUGCCAUCAGUGGCCAAAAAAGCAGCAACUAUUGCCUGGAAAAUGGUCAGUCACACCCUUGGAUAAGAGGACAGUGCCCUUGAUCAUCAUCACUGCUGGGGAGAUAUAGGGAACUAUAUCUUGGAGUAUUCUAAAAUGGCCACACAAACCAGAAUUGGAGUCCAGAGUCAAGAUAAUGAAAGAUUUCCACAAGAUCUUAGCAUGAAAGGAAAUAUUGAUGCAGACUUUAAAAGGCAGAAAACUUUGCAGCUGAUCGAUGGAAGCUCUGAAAAAACAAAUAAUGGAUUAUUGGUUUCAGACAUCAAACAGACCCAGGACUUGAAAGGACAUGAAAAAGAGCCUCAGUCCCCAUCUAAGAAAGAUUUAGAAGAAUGGUUUGACACCCACAAUUUAACACACCUGAAGCUUACAUUGGUGGAUCUUCUCAGCCAGGGCACAGUAGUUCUGAACAAGAACAGCAGUAUCAUGCAAAAAAUCCACUUUCCAAUCAAGGCUGUCACUCUCUUUGAAUCAAGACUUUCUGAAGCUAUUGAAACCUAUCAGCAAAGAAUUCAGUGGCUCAUGGAAGGCAGCAGGAAGAUUUUUGGCCUCCUAAAGGGGACUAAAGUUGGAGUCCUGAUAGAUGUUUCAAACGUUAGCUGUAACCUUCAAAAAAAGGAGUUCCAGUAUGAUCUGUUGAAUCUUAUAGAUGAGCAGCUAAGCAAAAAAGAACACUUGUACCUUCUCUCCUUUGGUACCUAUCCCUCAGCUCUCUGGCCAAAUCCAGUAAAGGUCAAUAAAUCCAUACUCCAAGAAGCCAAGGAGUGGGUACAGAUGCUACAGCCCCGGGGAGGAAGCAAUCUGCUCCAAGCCCUGAGAAAAGCCUUCUUGAAGAAAGAACUGAAUUCUUUGGUAGUCAUCUUAGGUAGCUGCCCAGAUCAGUCACCAGAAAUUCUAUCAGACUACAUUCUGCAGUGCACCCUGGGAAGGAAUCUGGUCUUCCAGACUAUCACUUAUAAAUGCAGCAACCACAUGCCCAUGGCUGUUGUCAGGAACUUUGCAGAAGGUAUUAGAGGCUAUUACCACUGCUACACACUAGUACCGGAGGAUCAGAAUUCUGCCAACAGUGAUGUAGUCAAGCUCCUUAAAGAGAUUCAGAAGGCUAAGAAUAUUCUCAGCACCAUCAAAGAGAUGUACCAGAGCAAGACUUGUGAAGCAUUCAGCAACAUGGCUCGGGAAAUUUCUGCAGAGUUUACAAAAUUGUCCUUAUCCAGCUUCUUACCCAAGCCUCCAAAGCAUGAGAGCCCCCUCAAAAUUAAAAUUCCAAACUUCCUGACCAGAACCUCUGCAGACUGGCUGAAGACAUAUGGAUUGAAAGCUAAGAAGUUAAGCCUUUACCAAAUUUUGGCUCCCAAUGCAUUCUCACCCACGGAAGAAUUUGUACCCAUUCUCCAGAAAACAGUAUCUUCAACUCUUCAUGAGAAAGUAAUGAUGCAGUUUGAAUGGUAUGAUGGAAGUGUGAAGAAUAUCCAUGUGGACCCACCUCUUCUGUAUGACUAUCAGAAGCAGCUCAGCAACACCAUACGGAUGUAUGAGAGGCGGAUUGAGUGGCUUUCUAUCUCUAGCAGGAGAAUCUGGGGCACAGUGUGUGAAAAAAGGGUAGUUAUACUGGUGGAUAUCUCAAUGACCAAUUCCAUGUACAUUAUUCAUAUCCAACAUUCCUUAAGACUUCUGCUUGAAGAACAAUUGUCAAACAAGGAUUGCUUCAACAUCAUAGCGUUUGGAAGUAUAGUUGAAAGCUGGAGACCUGAGAUGGUUCCCUUAACCCAAGAGAAUCUGCAAAGUGCCUGGCGCUGGGUCCUGUCUCUGAACUGCAAGGGCAGCAGGAAUGUCCUCAGUGCAGUGAGGAAGGCAGUAGAAGUAGACUUCAAGGAGAAAGACAAAUUCAAUUCCCAAGGCAUCUACAUCUUUACUGGUGGAGUCCCUGAUCAGGAAAUGCCUAUAGUGAGUGCCUACAUUGCUGAGACCUGCAGCGGCUGUGAUCUGAAGAUUCACGUUUGCCUGUUCCACAUCAGCGAGCUAGAGGUGGAUGGCACCGUCCCUGCCCGCUAUGCCAACAGGACUGACACAGCCUCUGCUUACAAGGAGGUCACACAGGCUUCUAAUGGGAGAUUCCAUUGGUUUGGUGACACAGGCAUCUUCGAGAGUGAUGAUAUCAAUGUUAUUUCCUUGGAGAUGGAAAAGGCCAUCAACUACUCCCAAAAGUGUGCUUUGCUGGUAGCAUCCCUCAAAAACCAGUGUGGAAACCUGGCUGAAAGCCCCCCGGCCCCCAAAGAAGAGCCAAAGGUGGCAAAGGAGAAAAGUCAGCCUCGGAAACUUUGCUGCCCUAAGCCCACCUCACUUUCGCUGGCUAGAAUGAACAAUAAAAGUGAUGCUGACAAGACUGUCUCCACAAGGAAUUCGACAUGGCACUCAAACACCAGCAGACCAACCAUCACACCAGGCCAGCCAGUGAAAGAUUGGGGUUCAAAUAAGGGAAAGAAGAAGAUCAAACCAUCAAAGAAAGGGUCAGCCACAUCUUUCAUACUGAUUAUUGAUCAAGGGAAAGAUGCCGAUGCAGAGCAAAAGAAAAAUGCACUGAUAAAGGCUACCAAAAAACCUAUUUUCUCCAAUGAUCUUCCCCAAAAAGAUGACAUUUCUUCAACUGAAGAGUGGUUAACAAGUUGCAGCUUGAAAAAACUGAAGCUAGAACUGCCCAAACUCUUGUUUGGUGCAAACUCUAUUCAUCAGAAGAAAAUGGAAGAUGCCUUAGAGAAGCAAUUUUCAUCUAAAGUCCAAACCUACUUUCCAGCCACAGAAAUCAAGGGCAUGAUAAAACAUCUGCAGUGCCAGGACAAGGAUUUAGAAGAGUAUAUAGAACAGACAGAGAAGGCAAGAAAGUAUUAUAUCACACGAAUUCAGUGGUUGCUGACGGGAAGCCGUCGUCUAUUUGGCACUAUUUUGGAGAAUAGGGUCUGUGUCAUGAUAGACCUAUCAGAGUCCAUGGGAUUACAUCUGCAGCAAUUGAAGAAAGAACUGAAUUUGCUAAUUUGGGAACAGCUGAGAAAAUGUGAGAGCUUUAACCUGCUCGGCUUCGCAGAAGACCUAUAUGCAUGGCAAGAUAGACUGGUAGACUCCACAGAUGAAGCAUGCCAUAAUGCUGUGCAGUGGGUGACCAAAAUGGAAACCCAUGGAAGUACCUCCAUCCUCAGAGCUUUACUGAAAGCUUUCACUUUUCAAGAUGUAAAAGGACUAUAUCUUCUGACUGAUGGAAAGUCCGACUUGAACUGCAAUCUCAUUCUAAAUGAAGUUGAAAAGCUCCGGAAGAAAAAAAAUAUUAAAGUACAUUCCAUUUCUCUUAACUAUUCAUCUAAAAAAGAUAGAGAGACAAGGUCAGCAAUUACAUUUCUAAAAAGGUUGUCCAACAAUACUGGGGGGCGCUACCAUCAUUGCCAAAUGGAGUUGGAAGACUGCAUGGAGAUUCAUAGAAUGCUGACCGAAGAUAUAACUGAAAAAAAUGAUUCACUUUUGCAGUUAUUUGAAGGAGAUGACUUAAAAAAACUUAAUCAAGAGCUAUACAAAGCCAAGUAUUUCCUAAAACAGGCCCAGUCUUUCAGAAAUAUACUACAGAAGCACAAUGUUGAGGAAAUGGGAAAUCCUGUUUAGAAAAGAGCUUUCAGUGUGGCUUGAAAGGAGUGGAAAACAGCAGAACUAAUUCAUCUAUCCAUUCAUCCAUCUAGCCAUCAAAAUGGGCUGAACUUCUGCUCUUUGGAUCUUCU
Messenger RNA from Antechinus flavipes (yellow-footed antechinus), 3982 nucleotides. RefSeq names its product von Willebrand factor A domain containing 3A (gene VWA3A). The record is from RefSeq and is a predicted model, not a curated record. The transcript is spliced from 34 exons. NCBI's taxonomy places the organism in Eukaryota, Metazoa, Chordata, Mammalia, Dasyuromorphia, Dasyuridae. The coding region runs from base 321 to 3869 and encodes 1182 amino acids.